AUGCAUCCAAAAUGCAAUAUGUUUUUGUUGCUUCUAAUUGGUCUGUAUAUUUGUCUACUGAAAGCCACAGCAAUAUUGGCGCAACAAUGCCAAACCGUACCCGUUUCACUGACUGCAAAAGACAGUCUACAGUCCUUUACAACACCCGACUAUUUCGUCGGUAGCUAUCCAAAUAACGCAGACUGCUUCUGGUUGCUAACAGCCCGUAGCGUUGAUCGACGAAUCUAUUUGAGGGUUGAUGAUUCUCAACUUGACGAUGCAUUAUUUUAUACGUGCGAUGAUUUCUGUGCCAUUUACAGUGGUAAAACGAAUACAUCGACAAAGUUAAAGCAAUGGUGUGGUGAUGAAAAGCCAUAUGCCAUCAUUAGCCCAUCCGAUUCGCUGUUUGUACAUUUUCAUUCAGAUGCACGCUUUCAACGUCAUGGUGUUAAAAUGUCUUUCACUGAUUAUGAAAUCCCCGGUUGUCCACCAGGAUGGGUUUCAAAUACAGCACUGGGUACCUGCUAUACCUUAAUUUAUUCAGGAGGCGGUCUGACCUGGGCUGAGGCUCAAAAUGAAUGCUUAAACCAAAGAAGCAAUUUGCUGACGCUAUCAUCUCAGGAGGAGUACUCUUUUAUUAUCGACACAUUCACUGAAGAUGAGGCUAUGUUUUGGUUAGGCUACACAGAUGCAGCGGUAGAAGGAACGUUCAAAUCCAUCGAUCCGAAUGAAAAAAUUUGGCCCGAUCAGUUUCCAACAUUUUUCAAAAAUCACGAUUUUGAAGACUGUGUCUGUAUCAACGCACAUUCGUAUGAAGGAAUAGCAUAUGAGGUGACAAACUGUAUGAGUAGAUUUCCUUUCGUUUGCAAAAUGAGCAGAGAUGGUCAAACAAUUCCAUACGCGCCAGAUUUAAAUGCUAUUCGAAAAGGUUUAGCUGAAGAACAUACAGUUCGUUUUAACUGGGCCUUAUGGAUUCUGAUCAUCUUGCUACUUAUAGCUGCAAUUCUGGCAAUACUUUAUUUCUGCUACAAAUGUCAGCAAAAACGUAGCAAACAGAGAGUCGGUAGUGCUGAUGAUAAUAACCGACUUACACAUACAAGUACACAGUUGUCUGCAGCAACGGGCAAUGAACACACCAAUGUGCGUUAUGUGCAGCAAAUUAGCCACAGAUCAAGCCAGCCAAUCGAGAACUAUCCGAUGAACGAAGGUCUUUCACCAACAGAUCGACGACGAGCUGCUGAACAUGUCAAUAGAUUUGUGGAAACUUUUGAACGUGACUUGGAUAGAAAUUUUGAUACACCAGGAACCGCCAAUGCAGCACAAAAUCCGCAACGUUUGGAUGCACCACUGCCGAGAAGACCACUCGAACAAAUGUGCCCAACAGUUCUAACUGUAGUUCCGAGUCGAGAUCGCUUUCCACACGACUUUGUAAAUGAAAAUAUUGAACCAGUAAACGGUUCAAUACGAAAUGAAGCAUUUCUGAAAAACCGCAGGGACGAUUUAUUUGAAAGACCACACGUAACGCUUCUUGACAACGUGUCAGCAAUAAGUUUAGACGACUUUUGGAACAAAAGUGCCCCCUCAGGAUCCCGCUGA
Messenger RNA from Enterobius vermicularis (human pinworm), 1575 nucleotides. The record is from the annotation of a GenBank genome assembly. Lineage: Eukaryota; Metazoa; Nematoda; Chromadorea; Rhabditida; Oxyuridae.